UUGGGCAGAUGUUGCGUAAGAUAACUCAGUGCUUCAAAACAAACCAGCUGCAAAUUUCUGCUGAAUUUCUUUGCAAGUUCAUUCUAUCUGUAUUUCCACACAGCACGCAACCGUGUAUCGAGUAACUGUAAUUUCUUUUGCUGCACCUUUUUUUUUCUUCAUGUAAUCGAAGGAAGAUUUGGACAAACAGAGCUCUUACUUUUGUUUUUUUUCCCUGCCUGGUCUUCCCCUGCUAACUUUGACAUUCCCUUUUACUUACAGAGGAAGUAGAAGAUUUUGAGCGUCUCCCUGAAAUCCCCGACUCCAUGCAGCUGUAUAAAGCUCCUCCUUGAGCAAAAGCUGAGAAGUUACUGCUGCACUGAAGCAAAAUGCUGCUGUUCUUGUUUGUUGUCAGCUGGCUGGUGAAAGAUGUGGCAUCAAAAAUUCAAGUAUAUGGAAACGCCACAGCUGAAUACGGUGGAGAGGCUAUUUGCGGCUGCACAGCGCCCACCUCGAAAGGUGUGCUCCAGGUCACGUGGCAGAGGCUGUUUAAAGACGAGUCCAUCGAGAACUUGGCCACGUACAGCAAGCGAUUUGGACAGCAAGUAAAUGAGCCGUACAAAGGAAAAGUGACCUUCACAGAGGCCACUCUGAACUCGUCCUCGAUAACUCUGAGGAACGUCGCAUGGGGAGAUGAAGGCUGCUACAUUUGUUCCUUCAACGCUUAUCCUGACGGGUCCAAAAGGGACGAGAUCUGUCUCACAGUCAAAGGGAUAUCAACUGUAAGCACGAGCCAUGUUCCUGGCCGUGGUGAGGGGGGUGAGAGGGAGGACGUAUUCACCUGCUCAGCCACGGGUAAACCAGCUCCGACCAUUGACUGGGACUCGCCCGGCGCCAUCGUCGUAGACCGAACUGAGACGACUGUGGUCAAGAACAGCGACAACACGUUCACCAGCAGCCGUAACCUGACUCUGAGACUCCCUGCGGACUCGUGCUCGUACGUGGAGUGCGUGCUGAACAGUGGAAGUACAGGGCACAGAAGAGAGAGGAUCCCUUUCCCUUGUGGACCAGGAAUCAACACAGCAGGGAAUCAGCCCUCUCGGUCACACGUUGCAGUGGCCAUCACCUUUGUAGUCGUGAUCGCCGUCUGCAUUGUUGUUGUUGCAGUUUUACUAAAGCGAAAAAGGUGGAGUUACUUGAGGAGCAAAGAUGAGAGUACCGCUGGCUCGACCCCAUUAAGUACUGACAGAGUAGAACAGGAAAACAUUCCUUAAGCCUUUUGUUUUUCAUACAUCUUUAAAGUCAAUAAGCUAAAGCAAAACAAAAAGCAGCUAUCAGGAGUUUAGGUUUCCGAGGCAACUUUAGCAUGAGGCGUGUUUGUGAAAGGGCAUGGAUUGUCCUCCGCUUUCAUAUUGACCCCAUGUGAAUUGCCCACUUGUUUAUUUAUGUCCUUGACGUCAGUGGGGCUUAAGAGACCUGUUAUGCAACCUUGUACCUGAACUGAAACCACUGUCAGGAUCCAUAUUCAUUUCUUUUUUUAGUUUAUUUUCAUCUCACAUGGACCCAACAUAUAAACAUUGAGGUGUUUUUUGUUCUACAGCCUGCUUGAGUUCAUUAUAACCUGCACGCUGCACUUUAAUUUUAAUAAGCUCAGGCUUUGAAAAAUGUAAAGAUUUGGAAACCAGGUGAAGGGGAAAGAGAAUGUUGAAGUGUUAGAGGAGGUUAAAAGGAGGACAGAAAUGUGAUUUAUAAAUAACAAACAUGCUUUGAAAGCAGUUUAGGAUUUGUCAGAGCUGAGAGCUGCAGCGCGAUAACGAAAGUUGUGUUCAAGCGGGUCAUGAGGGUAGAUUAUAUCAACACAAGCAGCUGAUGUGUUUCAGAGGAAAUGAAAGCCAACGAAAGUCAGACGAAGUCUUACGCAGUGGCGCCAUCUAGUGGUCACUGACAGACCCAGGCAGCACACAGAGAAUGUAAUAUCUAGAUGCACCAAUCAGCUGGAGAUUGAAAUGAAAUGAUUUCCGUCUGAACGGCCACAACCAUUUCCCCCCUCUUUUGGGUUCUCUACUUUUACCAUAUGCAUCAGCCUAGAAGUGUAAAGCAGAUAAAUCAGAGAGUAACGAAAACAUCUGAGAUGCAAAAUUCGAUACAGACCCAUAACAGGGCAUCAGCCCACUGAGCAUGCUACGUGCAUCAUCUUAGACUGACAAAGGUUAAGAGAGUUUUUUAUUUAUUUUUGUAUUUAUUGAUUUAUUUUAUCAGUAGACCAUAGAGCCAGCAGCCUUUUCAUUCAUGGUGAUUUAAGUUAACGUAGACAAUUUAUUUUAGCUGUAAGAAAGAAAAUCAGCUAAACUUGUUUGUGGCCAAUCAGACCAUGAAAAUCUGUCAGGCUUGUGAUCUUUGAUUUCCUUUGUGAAAUAAUAACUGUUACCUCAUUUAUAAUACCUGUAUAAUAUAUAUUUUAUUUAUUUUGCACUUGCAGUUUGCACAUUGUAUUAAUUUUAAAUGUUAUUUAUUGCUUUAAACUAACUAAGUAAUACCUAAAAAUGCACAUUUGUUUGAUAGUGGUUCAGAUGGUUGAGCAGGUUGUCCAAUGAUUCAGGGAUUGUUGGUUCAAAUCCCGCUCCCUCAAUCAUCUGUCAUUCUGUCCUCGGGCAAAACACCUCACCCUCUAUGUGAGGGCAUGGCUGGUGUGUGAAUGUUUCAGUGGUGGUCGGAGAGCCAUGCUUUCAAACAAAUGUCUCCUCUAUCCAUGUUGUAACAAACCUUUUGUUUAUGUUUCUUAUUCAUUUAUUUUGAGAUGUAUUUAUUUGUAAUUAGCUCAUGAGUUAAUGUAUUAUUAGUUAUAUAUGUAGUUAAUGUAAUAUUUGUUGAGUGGAUGUGUGUUGUUUUUGUGAGCUAUAGGACAGUUGAAUUUUCCUUUGGAUUAGUUCAUCAGCUAAAUCAAUAACAAAGUGCAAAUUAUCCAUCAUACUGUACACGUGUAGGACAAUUUAUACAACCGGAAAAAUAAAUUAUGAUCCAUAUGCUUCAUUGAAUUCUUUGAUAUCGUAAUGCUCUUUUUUUCAACUCAGUUGACCACUUGACCACUGGAUGCUGUCGUUUACCGUGAUUAUACUUGAAAUAAAAAUGAUAGAUGAACUUUAUCUGACAGUGCAAAAAAGGACAAACUAAUUAAACUGGCCUGAAAAAAAUGAUGCGAAUGUCAAUUUAGCAUUUUAUUGCAAAACCUUUUAUUAAUCGCUGCAAUCACGUGAUUUCUGUAAUUCAAUGACACUUCUGCACCUAUAAACUAGAGUUUUCGUGCACUCGUGAACAAACUGCUAAACUGUUCCAGGUUUGGAUUGCUUUUCGUCCAGAUUGGGAUGUUUUCAACUAAUUAUUUGAAAUUUUUUCAUUUGAUUAUUUUACUAUUAUUUCAUUUUAUGACAUUUUAUCUUGUUUUUCCAGAAACAUCACUGAGUCUGUAAUUUAGUAAAAAGUCAGACUUGAAAAUAAGUCUGUCUGGUUUUAUUAAUUGUUGCCACAUAUUUGCAGGUAACAAGAUUUUUUUUCUCUGGCUGAAUUUCGUAUUAAUAAUUUCGCUUGGAAGAAGUAAAGUCAUAAAUGAAACAAAUCAAGUUCAACGGCUUUGACCGUGAGACGCCCACCUGUGGUGACGCCCACCUGUGGUGACGUCACAGGAUUGUACCAUUUAGAUGGGGGCAACUAACGUUAUGAUCCAUUAAUUAGUCAUGUUAUUAAGAAAUAAUUAGCUAUUCUUGAUCAUGUAACAGUUUCAAGGACUUUAUGGUGUGUUGUAAAUGUGUUUUUUAUUUAAGUAUGUGUUUUUAUUUUGUUGCUGAUUAAAGUGUUUUCAUGGUAUGUUACCCCCACGUAUCUUGUUUCGUUUUCUUGUUCCCUUUUUUUAAAUUAGGCG
This is a messenger RNA of Cololabis saira (Pacific saury), 3895 nucleotides long. Its product is annotated as OX-2 membrane glycoprotein-like. The transcript has 7 exons. The record is from RefSeq and is a predicted model, not a curated record. NCBI's taxonomy places the organism in Eukaryota, Metazoa, Chordata, Actinopteri, Beloniformes, Belonidae. Gene Ontology annotation, molecular function: cell-cell adhesion mediator activity. Bases 369 to 1253 code for a protein of 294 amino acids.